AAAAAGAAAAACUCCGUAAAAGAAAAUAAAUUAUUAUUUUUAUUUCUUUAAAUAUGGAAUCAUCACUAUGAAUCCCUUUCUUUUUUGGUAUUAAAUUCACAAAGCUAGCUUCACCGGUAGUCACCGCCACUGUCGUGGAAGAUGAACAAGAAAACCAAGAUUUGGAGGAUCCCAAAGCAUGAAUCAGAGAAGAAAUAGCUCAUCUCUUCGCAGGUUAUUACCUCUCGUGAUCUUGCUGGCCAUAGUUUUCUUCAUAGGGAGUGCAUUUAUCACCACAGAUUACAAGGAGGGCUUAUCUGGAUGGAACUCUGCAUUUGCUCUUCGUCUUGCGAGAUUGAGGAUAUGCAAGACGCAAUUCCGGCCUCUUGGAAGCGAGACUUUACCUAGAGGCAUCGUCGCAAAUACAUCAGACUUGGAAAUGCGGCCGUUAUGGGGCAUUGUCCGCAACAAGAAGCCGAAGCUGAACUUAUUGGCCAUGGCAACCGGUAUAAAACAAAAGGAAAAUGUCAACAAAAUCGUCAAGAAGUUUCCGUCGAAUGAGUUCGUCGUGAUGAUGUUUCACUACGACGGUAUCGUUGAUGAGUGGAAGGAGUUUGAUUGGAGCGAAACCGCUAUCCAUGUUUCUGCCAUAAACCAGACUAAGUGGUGGUUUGCAAAGCGAUUUCUGCACCCGGAUAUCGUGUCAGCGUAUUCUUACGUAUUUCUAUGGGACGAAGAUCUCGGUGUUGAGCAUUUUGAUGCUAGAAGAUAUCUUUCCAUCGUGAAGGAAGAAGGGCUUGAAAUAUCGCAACCUGCUCUUGAUCCUCGGUCCUCGGAGUUGCACCAUCAAAUCACCGCACGAGACAGCAAAUCAAGAGUUCAUAGGAGGACAUACAAAGUGAUUGGUCGGGCCAAAUGCAACGAGAACAGCGCCGGGCCGCCUUGCACAGGAUUUAUCGAGAUGAUGGCUCCUGUAUUUUCCAAAGCCGCCUGGCGAUGCACGUGGCAUAUGAUUCAGAACGACUUGAACCAUGGAUGGGGCAUAGAUUUCCAGCUCGGGUAUUGCGCACAGGGCGAUCGGACCAGAAACAUCGGCAUUGUCGAUUCCGAGUACUUGCUGCAUAUGGGUCUUCCGACAUUAGGGGGCUCGGCUGAAAACAAGACGGAUGCGGAGACUUCUGGCCAAACCGAACAUAGUCAGCAUAGUUCGGGUAGAUCCGAGGUUAGGAAGCAGUCGUAUGCGGAACUGGAGAGAUUUAAGAGCAGAUGGAGAAACGCUGUCAAGAACGAUGAAUGUUGGAGAGACCCCUUCCAGCCGUAGAAGUUGACAUUUUUACUUGGAGAUAUGUACGAAUACGUAAGUAUUUAUUUCUACGUAUUCGUAUAUAUCUCUGAUACCUUUCUCUUUCACGUAAACAAUAUACGUACAUUGCAUACAAGUCCAGCAAGAACACCCGGAAGAGAACCAGAGAGUAUGAAAGCCGAUAUAUUUUAUCAGAAUGGGGAGAUGGCAGAAGAAUCCUCCCAGAUUUGGAAAAAAAAGUUUUGUAUUUUUUAUUUUAGGCAAAUAAACAAAUUCUGGUGUACUUCUACAUGAUUUUACAAAGAUCCAACGCAGUUGCAGUAAAGUUUUGACAUCCUUUUCUCUCUCUCUCUCUAUGUAUAUAUAUAGCCAUCACUGGAAACUUUGUACAAAACCCUUGUGCACAGACAGAACACAGAACCAAAACAAAACAGCUGAUCCAACUCAGUCCUCCUUAAGUUUAAAAAAAAAAAAA
Molecule: messenger RNA, 1757 nt
Organism: Tarenaya hassleriana
Lineage: Eukaryota; Viridiplantae; Streptophyta; Magnoliopsida; Brassicales; Cleomaceae
Exons: 14
Coding region: 179-1300 (373 amino acids)
Source: RefSeq, a predicted model, not a curated record